Molecule: messenger RNA, 2097 nt
Organism: Patella vulgata (common limpet)
Lineage: Eukaryota; Metazoa; Mollusca; Gastropoda; Patellidae
Product: serum paraoxonase/arylesterase 2-like
Exons: 10
Coding region: 234-1337 (367 amino acids)
Molecular function (GO): arylesterase activity
Source: RefSeq, a predicted model, not a curated record
UUUAGUUUCAUGUGAACGACCGAAUUGAUGUACCCAAGAAACGUUAACCUGCUACCCAAACCACCGAUGUGUGCAAUUGACGUUUGGUGCAGCUGUGCUUAGUGUUGUUGCGUUUGUUGACUGGACAUUGAACUGUUAACUCGUCCUGCAGUGAAGCGAAGCCGAGACAGCUAUUAUCAUUCACUGACUAUUUCGGCCGACACUGGUUGAAUACUGGUUGAAGAUUUGCAAUAAUGUUGGUGAAGUUAGUUGUUGGCUCUUUGUUUCUGUUUUUGUUACAAAUGGUGCUCAGAACGGCGUAUUAUAUGGGUUAUCAUUUACACUAUAAUCAACAUUAUCCUGGCAAGUGUGAACAGGUUAAAGGCAUCAGUCUUGGUUCAGAAAACUUUUAUACAUUUAAAGAUGGAUUAACAUUUAUUACAUCGGGGCUUGCUGUACAAAAUCAAACAGCACAUACGAGGGAAUAUAUGGUUAAACAUAAUAUUGUUGGUAGAAUGUAUUUAUUUGAUUUCAACAAGAAUAAAGCGAAAGUAGAAGAACUGUCUAUAGUAGGAAGUAAUGGUGGCUUUAAUGUAAAAUUAUUCCGUCCCCAUGGAAUCGGUGGUUGGCUUGAUAAAUCAGGCAAGAAGAUAUUAUUUGUGGUGAACCAUGAAGAACAAGGAGUUGAUUAUAUAGAAAAGUUCGAUUUUAUUCCUGAAAAUAAACAACUUAAACAUGUUAAACGAUAUCGUGAUGAUACGAUGUUACUCCUCAAUGAUGUACAACCUACUAGUGAGGACAGUUUCUUUUUUACCAACUACGGAACUGGUCCAAGUUUGUUUAUGAUGAAGGUACAAAUACUGUGUCGAAUGGAGUGGAGUACAGUAGUGUAUUUCGAUGGAAGUAACUAUAAGAUAGUAUUAGAUGGUCUUGCUAUGGCUAAUGGUAUAGCUAUGUCCAAUGAUGGAAGAUAUGUUUAUAUAGCCACCACUAUUAGUCAUGAUAUAGUUGUUACAGAGAGAAAAACAAACAAUGACUUGAUUAGAAAACAGGUUUAUCCAGUCUAUUCGUUUGUAGAUAAUAUUAUAGUUGAUUCAAGGACAGACAAUCUAUAUAUUGCUGGACAUCCUAUAGGGCAUCAAAUAUCUCUACAUUUGGAAAAGCCAGACUACCGCGCACCCUCUCAGGUUUUGAUGUUAUAUGUUAAAGAUGGAAACAUAACGAAGACAAGAGAAUUAUUUUAUGAUGAUGGAGAUUUAAUAACAGGGUCUACUGUUGCCAAUGUUUUUAAUUCUAAAUUACUCAUAGGUUCUAUUAUAGAUACAACUGUUUUAUGUGAUGUUAAUAUUCCUCUAUAAAAAUAUGCAAUGCAAUUAAUGUUUAUUACAGAGCGACAUUUUUCCAGUGGUUCUCAACCUUUUUUGCCAACAGCAGCUGCACACCCUUGGAACACAUGAUACAAUAGUGAAACACCUGGCUAAAUAUAUAUGAAAAAUAUUUGAAUUUUGCAAAAUAAAAACAUGGCAAGUCAUAGACGGCAUACAACCGCAAACACAGACACACUUUGGAAGAUCUUUCGGCACACAGGUGUGCGGCGGAACACUGGUCGAGAAUCACGUAUCAAGCUAAGUACCGAGGAUAUUAUUAUAUAUGAUUAUACACAUAUUAUUAUAUUUCAUAGUAUUAAGAUUAUCCACGAAUUGCCAGUCUGAUGUACAAUCAGCUGAUUUAUUAUGACAUUUAUGUAUUACCAGUUUGGUGUACAAUCAGAUGAUAUAUUAUGACAUUUAUGUAUUACCAGUCUGAUUUAUAAUGGCAUUUAUGUAUUACUAGUAUGAUGUACAGUCGGCUGAUUUGUUAUGACAUUUAUGUACAUGUAUUACCAGUGUAGUGUACAAUUAGCUGAUUUAUUAUGAUAUUUAUGUACAUGUUUUAUUUUGCUAGAUUAGAGUUGUAUUACCAGUGUGAUGUACAAUCAACUACGUUUUUGUGACAUUUAUGUAUUAUUGAUCUUUAUUGUGACUUAGGAAAGCUUUAUAUUGUUAGAUUCAUGACAUUUCGAUGGUCUAAAUGACAAUCAAUUGUUUUAUAUGACGUACAAAUAUAUUUUUAUUCUAA